GAGAGGACGCGCGGCGGCUGAUGCUCCCAGUGCAUUACUGACUUCAAAAUCACACACUCAUCUCGAGUGCUUGAGUCACUUAAUUGACUCACGGUGUUCUGUAUCCAGUUAAUAUCAGUAUGUGAAAUAUUAUAUCUAUGCCAGAUAAUCUCUAAACUAAACGGAUGAAAACCUUAAGGAAGCGAAACAGCAGGUGAUGAGCGGAAGCGGGUACUGAGGUCUGUCGAACUCACCUCAUCCUUAUGGGGCUGAGACUCAACACCAGGGUGGCGCAGGGGGCCGUGUUCGCCUCCCUCGUCGGCGCCUGCCUCCUCUACUACCUGUCGGGGGUGACGCCCCUUCGCCCCUCGGGGGAGACGCCCCCUCACACCCCCAACAGCGUCGGGAACAACGACACCUGGCGUGUGUUGAGUGUGAGGCUCUCACAGAGUGAGAUCGAGAGCCUCCUUCAGGCGACUCCCAGGUCUUUCUCGGAGCCACGAGUCCUUGAACGUGGCACUCACGCCGGGGAGAGUGCUACAGCUUCCCCAGAUCAAGGAGGAGCAUCAGGUGAAGAGGCGGCGUGUAGUGAAGUAGGAGCAGGAGCGCAGGACCCCGUGCAGGAUGGGUGCUGUGAGGAGGACACUAAGGUCUCCUGGGCUCCUCCCGUCCUGAAGCCCUCAGAAGGCUCCUUCCUGAGGAACUUCAACUUCUCAGCCUUUCCACCCGAGGCUAGGAAGUACCUGAGGAGCCGUCUGGGGGAGAUGGUCGAGAGGACCAGACUGGUGGCUGACGGCUGCAGACUGAGGUCCAAGCUCGCGUCCUCCUCCGCCCUUAGGGUCCUCUGGAACACGGAACAGGAACCUAACCUCGUCUGGUGUCCUGUCUUCAAGAGAUCUAGGUGCUCUGGGGCGAGGUUCUUGUUCCCUCCCAGCCGGCCGGCCAAGGUCAACCUGGAGGCGAUGACGAAGCUGUUCCAGAGCAGCGUGAGGGUGUUGGUGGUCGCUGACCCGCUUCUCAGACUGUUAUCCAUCUACCUGGACAAGAUAGCCACAGAUUCCUGCCAGCAACAAUUCCAGGAGAUGAAGAGGCAGAUAAUCAAGAAAUACAGAAAGAACAAGAAGGCUAAUUUGUCCCUCCAUCCCAGCUUCCCAGAGUUCCUGCAGCACGUGCUAGACUCCACCAGGAUCCUGCACACCCACCAUGACUGGACCACGAAGGCUCCCUGCUGGAUGCCGUACUAUAUCCAGUGUAACGUGUGUGCCGCCGACUACGACCUCGUCCUCAAGAUGGAGACGCUGGAGGACGACCACAAGUUUCUUCUCGCCCUCAUCAACACAACAGAAUUCCAGAAGCUGGAGGUGCAGCGGUCAGGAGGGCGGGUACCCGCCGGACAAGCGGUCAACCGCUACCUCGGGCAACUGGACCGUAAGCAGAUAAGCCUCGUCUACCAUCGCUUCAUGCUUGAUGCUGAAUUGUUCGGCUACAGCAGUGAUGCCUACCUCCACCUGGCGCACGAGUAGACCUGGUCGUGAAGGACGGUCCAGGACCUGGUCGUGGAGGACGGUCCAGGACCUGGUCGUGGAGGACGGUCCAGGACCUGGUCGUGGAGGACGGUCCAGGACCUGGUCGUGGAGGACGGUCCAGGACCUGGUCGUGGAGGACGGUCCAGGACCUGGUCGUGGAGGACGGUCCAGGACUUGGUCGUGGAGGACGGUCCAGGACCUGGUCGUGGAGGACGGUCCAGGACCUGGUCGUGGAGGACGGUCCAGGACCUGGUCGUGGAGGACGGUCCAGGACCUGGUCGCGGAGGACGGUCCAGGACCUGGUCGUGGAGGACGGUCCAGGACCUGGUCGUGGAGGACGGUCCAGGACCUGGUCGUGAAGGACGGUCCAGGACCUGGUCGUGGAGGACGGUCCAGGACCUGGUCGCGGAGUGGUCUCUCACACCUGCAAGUAAGCUACAACACUCGUGAUACUCUUCCCCAGGAGAAGCACAUAUCUUUGACCACUGAGUGGUUAUCAUGUUAUCUUCAUUUGCUUGGCGUCACCUUCUCUUCAGCUGUAUACAUGCGAGGGAUAACGUGCCAAUCAGCUGAAGAAAAGCGAGGCUAUAUAUAU
Molecule: messenger RNA, 2100 nt
Organism: Procambarus clarkii (red swamp crayfish)
Lineage: Eukaryota; Metazoa; Arthropoda; Malacostraca; Decapoda; Cambaridae
Product: carbohydrate sulfotransferase 11
Biological process (GO): carbohydrate biosynthetic process
Cellular component (GO): membrane
Molecular function (GO): sulfotransferase activity
Source: RefSeq, a predicted model, not a curated record